UUACACAAAAAUGGACAGAAACCAUCUUCAGCUCCUUUCUUUGGACUCUGAUGUUUUCUGGCUGGGUAUUGAUGGCUCAGCCGAAAACCCAAUCAAAGCAGUGAAGUCUGUAACUUUCUUUUCGCAGCUUAAACAACAGAAUUUUCUGCCCUCCCUCUCCUUCCCUGCAGUCUAAUUCCUCGCAGACUUUGCUAUGGGGUGCGGACUUCGAAAGCUGGAAGACCCUGAUGAUAGCAGUCCUGGAAAAAUAUUUUCUACCCUGAAGAGACCACAAGUGGAAACAAAGACGGAAUUCGCUUACGAAUAUGUAUUACUGGAUUUUACAUUACAAGCUUCAUCAAACCCAGAAGUCAUCAAGAUCAAUUCAAUUUUGGAUAUAGCAACAAAAGUGGAAGACUAUUAUCUUAAAGGAUAUAUUGUUGGGGCCAUUCAUCCUAUUAUACAACCUGUGGGACCCCGAAAACACCUACCAGCAAGUUACCUUUACAGGGUGGUUUUAUCACGCUCAAAACUAAGCCCAAAGCACUCAGCAGCAUCCAGUGGACAAAGACGCCCAAGACUUGUGAUUGAGGAAUGUCCUCUAACUUACGAGACACAAACAAAUGACAUAGCAAAAGAAUUGAUAGAAAAGAUUAAUGUUGCUGCUAAAAGAGGAAUGAGAUUUGUUGGAUUUAUAUCCCACCAUUCUUCACUAUCUAAAUGUUGUAAUGGGACCAGCCAUGACGGAGACAUAGAACCAAUGCUGCGUGUGAGACACAGUCCGGAUGAAAACUGCAGAAGUUGGAAUGAAGGAACCUUAAGCAGGCAAUCAUCUAAAAGCAGAAUUGAAGAAGACCCUCAUCACGAAAGCCUACAGUGUCAAAUUGAACAAAAUGGCAGCCCCAGCUCCCCUAAACCCAAAACCGGAGAAGAUAACAAGUUGUAUACAGUCUUCAAUGUUUUUGAUGAUGACUCGACCUGCUGGACCUAUCAGGAAGGCAUCCUGUCAAUGAAAAUAACAAGAAAAGGAUCCAUCAUCAGUACACUUGACGCUGAUUGGCUAGAAUUAACUACCUUUUAUUAUAAGCAAGGCUUGUCUCUAACUGAUUCUUUUGUAUGCUGGGAGACCUCUAAAGGGGACCAUUUGCCUAAAUCUUUGGAAGGAUUUUUUAUCUAUGAAGAAGAAGGUUCUGGAGUUCCAGGUUCUAACAGGAAAGGAAACGAUGCUAUUGUCGUAGAACAAUGGACCAUCAUUGAGGGCUGUGAGAUCAAAACCGACUACGGCCCUCUCCUGCAUACUCUGGCUGAAUUUGGAUGGCUUUUGACAAAUGUGAUGCCUACACCCAUACUGAGACAUGACAGUGAAGGGAAUUUGGCUACAAAACAAGUAGUGUUCCUUCAGAGGCCAGUUAUAUGGAAUUCAGCUGCUCACACCCCAGAGAGGAAAGGCAGCCGGCUUCUAAAGGGCGAAGACAGAAACAAAGUGAGCAGCGGCUUAGACACGGGCCUGCCUCAAUCUGUGGAGGGCAGAGCCUCCUUGGAGGAGAGCUUCCUUUCUGCCUCCAGAGAGUGCUGGGUCAAGGAGGAGAGACCCAGCUUCUCGGGGUUCAGUGGCGGAGGCGGGGACAGUGGCCUGCGGGAGCUAGAUGAUGGACAGCUUGACCAGGAAGAUGGGGUGACCCAGGUCACGUGCAUGUGAAACGCAGGGCAAGCGAUAGAAGGUCUUGUGAAUCGUUAUUAAAAACCAUGGUCAACUGACAUCAUUGUACUACUUGAUCUGCAUGUAUGGAGUGGUUUUUUUUAAGUUUGUUUUUUUUUUCCAGACUCAGCCUUUAAUCUAUAUAAACUUUGGCUCAACCUCCCCCAGAUACAGGAGAAUAACCAACAUAUUUGUCAAUUUACAAUCAUGUUUACAAUGCUCUCAACUAAAACAUCUGUCUAAACAAGUUUCUUCUUAGCUUAUUAGGCAACAAGCUACUUCAGUUUCUGGUGGAUGUACAAAAUAUACUUUCCUGACCAUUUAGGAUAGAAAGACGGAAUAUGCCGACGCAUAAUUGAGCUAGCAUUCUCAGGAAGGUACAGUCUAACUUACAGUGAAAAAAGAAUAAUCUGUCUCUGUCUCUGUCUCUCUGUCUCUCUCUCACACACACACAUACAACUGAUUAGUGAAAAUAUUUAUUUCCUGAAUAUAACGAUCCAAGUCUCCUGUGACAAUGGCCUGUACAUACGAAGCAAACUCCUAUUUGUUAAAAUAUUCUUUGAAAAGAACCCCUCCUGUAUGUCUUUGCCUUUCAAGGUGGCCACAUUACCUACCAACCCUGUAGUGACUCAUGGAAUUCAAGCAUCGUUGCUCCGAACAGCCUAGAGACACAGCGGAGCUCACUCCAAGGAAAAGGCUGAAUUUUCUUUCUUUUCCAUUGCAAAUAGUAGGAAGAGGAAAAACAUAACACCUUCAAGUGCAAACUUAGGUCUUGUACCAAUGUCCAGAUUUGAGUUAGGUUUCAUCUUGACCGGCUUCAUCCGGAAGAGUGCUGAAGGAAUUGUCUGUCAAGCCUUGGGCAGCACAGAGGUGCUGCCAGCCUUCCCCCCACCCCACUUCACCCUGCCCUCCUUGUGUCCACUUGGAUCUGUUCAAGAGAUGGAUUCAAAUUCUGAAAAAUGGAAGAUUUCCAUUUCUAUGGGAGAGGCUUUUGAAGAGUGGGGAACUUCUAAGUGAAUGAAAACUGACUUUCAUUGAUGAAGUCAGCCUUCUAUGUACUUUUUAUGAGCAUGGAUGUUGAC
This is a messenger RNA of Dipodomys ordii (Ord's kangaroo rat), 2760 nucleotides long. It is a transcript of the gene Rftn2, whose product is annotated as raftlin family member 2. Lineage: Eukaryota; Metazoa; Chordata; Mammalia; Rodentia; Heteromyidae. The coding region runs from base 194 to 1678 and encodes 494 amino acids. The transcript is spliced from 9 exons. The record is from RefSeq and is a predicted model, not a curated record.